UUUCUAUUAUCUUAAAUGCUGUCCAUAUCUGCAUGAAAUUGCCCCAUAUAAUCCCUGGACACUUCACUCUUACAACUACAUUUUCGAUUGAUAAUAUCGCAAUUUGUUGACUCCCAAAUCUCCUAAUCAUUGCCAGCAGAAGAGGCACAGAGAAAUAUCAAUGGAAAGGGAACGCUUUUCAAAUUUCCAACUUCCUCCAGGAUUCAGGUUUCAUCCAUCCGACGAAGAGCUCAUCGUUCAUUACUUGAAAAACAAAGUAGCUUCACGUCCACUUCCUGCAUCCAUUAUUGCAGAAAUCGAUCUGUACAAGUACAAUCCAUGGGAGCUGCCUAAGAAGGCUUUGUUUGGAGAAGAUGAAUGGUAUUUCUUUACUCCAAGAGACAGGAAGUAUCCAAACGGAACAAGGCCAAACAGGGCUGCGGGGGCAGGUUACUGGAAGGCCACUGGUACUAAUAGACCUAUUCUCACUUCUUCUGGAUCAAAUAACAUUGGAGUCAGAAAAGCUCUAGUUUUUUACUUGGGUCGACCUCCUAAAGGAACCAAGACAGACUGGAUCAUGAAUGAGUAUAGACUGCUUGAUGCAACGGUGAAACCCUCCAGGUCAAAAGGGUCAAUGAGAUUAGAUGACUGGGUACUAUGCCGAAUUCAAAAAAAAGGCAAUGCGUCAAAGAAAACAAAUGAAGUUCAAGACGAGCAGAACAAAGAUCUGGUUAGGUACUUACAAAAUAUGGAGGAAGCAUGUCGCACAUACACCAACUAUAACAAUGACAUGAUCACUGAUUGUUUAAACAAUGGUUGUAGACUAUUAGCUUCCAUACUUGCUGGGCAAACUUUACCUCCAAUCGAAACCAUUUCAUGUAUUAGCAACCAAGGGAGCAACAAGGACAACAGUUUUACUUUGGUCUAUGAAGAUGGUAGCGAUAUGUUGAAUUCUCCAAUAACUGUUGCUUCUUUUGACAAUCAUAGCUCACUGAAGAGGAAACCUAAUGAGGAAGCUCGGUGUGAAAAUCUCCAUCCAUCCAACAAGAAGCUAGACAAUGGCAAUAGAGAUGAGGAUCUUCUACCUAGACACACACUACCCAGCAGUGAUUUGAACUACUACCACCAAAACCAGUUACAAGAAAGCUUCUACACUUCUAACACAUUUGAUCCAAUCAGCGGACUUCUUGAGCUUAAUGAGUUGGCCUUCGGUGGUAAAUAUUUACAAUGAUGAACACUUUACAGAAGCCUAUUCUUAAAAGUCAUACUGUACAACACAAAAUGUAUAUAAGGCAGCCAAGGUGGAUAGGUUUCAAGGGAGAUGGGCAAUGCAUCAACCGAAGUAGUAUUCCGUUUAUCAAGAAUAGU
This is a messenger RNA of Hevea brasiliensis (rubber tree), 1347 nucleotides long. Its product is annotated as NAC domain-containing protein 68-like. Gene Ontology annotation, biological process: regulation of DNA-templated transcription. The transcript has 3 exons. NCBI's taxonomy places the organism in Eukaryota, Viridiplantae, Streptophyta, Magnoliopsida, Malpighiales, Euphorbiaceae. Gene Ontology annotation, molecular function: DNA binding. The record is from RefSeq and is a predicted model, not a curated record. The coding region runs from base 161 to 1210 and encodes 349 amino acids.